This is a messenger RNA of Antrostomus carolinensis (chuck-will's-widow), 468 nucleotides long. RefSeq names its product MARCKS-related protein. The annotation marks the transcript as partial. Gene Ontology annotation, molecular function: actin filament binding; calmodulin binding. NCBI's taxonomy places the organism in Eukaryota, Metazoa, Chordata, Aves, Caprimulgiformes, Caprimulgidae. Gene Ontology annotation, cellular component: plasma membrane; cytoplasm. Gene Ontology annotation, biological process: actin filament organization; central nervous system development. The transcript has a single exon. The record is from RefSeq and is a predicted model, not a curated record.
GCUAAACCCGAAGGUGCUGCAGCCCCCAAGGAGACCCCCAAGAAGAGGAAGAAGUUCUCAUUCAAGAAAUCCUUCAAGCUGAGCGGGAUCUCGUUUAGGAAGAGUAAGAAAGAAGCUGGGGACUCCUCGGGGUCCUCUCCCACGGAGGAGCAAGGGAAGGCAGAGGCCAAGGGCGAGGAGAACCCUGCUUGCUCGGGCAGCGGGACGCAGCCGUCGGCUCCCCCCGAGGAGGGGACAGCAGAGGAGCAGGGCAGCCCCGGGGAGAGCAGCCCGGCUGCGGAUGGGCAGCAGGGAGCUGAGCCCGAGAAGGAGGAUGCAGAAGCAGGAGGAAGGAAGGAGGAGGAGAAGCAGCAGCAGCAGCAGCCAGGGGAAAGCCACGGAGAUACAGCCAAACCAGGGGAGCCCUCAAAAUCUGUGGGGCCUGAGCCUACAACAGCUCCGGCAGCGGUGGAGCAGAAGGAAGAGUAG